Molecule: messenger RNA, 1596 nt
Organism: Limanda limanda (common dab)
Lineage: Eukaryota; Metazoa; Chordata; Actinopteri; Pleuronectiformes; Pleuronectidae
Gene: ankrd63
Product: ankyrin repeat domain-containing protein 34A
Exons: 1
Coding region: 1-1596 (531 amino acids)
Molecular function (GO): protein binding
Source: RefSeq, a predicted model, not a curated record
AUGAUGCGACCGAAAGACUUACGCCAGGGCUCUGGUACCAAGACUUUCCUGGAUGCCAUGCAUGCUGGCAAAGUUCACCUUGCACGUUUUAUCCUGGAUGCCUUGGAUGGACGCAUCAUCAACUCCAAGACAGAGAACAGCCGCACACCACUCAUGUAUGCCGUUUGCCUACAAGACCCCGGAACCAGGCCCAAGUUCACCCGGAUGCUGCUGGAAAAAGGUGCAGAUGUCAACUGCCAGGAUGAGGAUGGUCGCACAUCCCUGAGCCAUGCCUGCGAGGUGGGUCACCUGGAUGUCGUCAAGCUCCUGGUGCAGUUCAACGCAGACCCGGACAUCACAGAUGCCUGGGGCAACAGCGCUCUCAUGUACGCUGCCUUUGCUGGACACAGUCAGGUUCUGGAGUUCCUGGUCCGCGCUUUCAAAAGACUGGGACUGAGGCUGGACAGAACCAACAACGCCGGACAUUCCGCAAUUGAGGUGGCCAACUUCUUCGGACAUAACCAGUGCAUCCAGAUUCUGAACUUUCUGGGCAGGAGAGGUGUAAGCACGGAUGAUCCGCCCGCUGAUGUGAGUACCAUCGAUGAGGGAGAGUGCCGGCAGCCCAACAAGCUCCCCAAACAUGUUCUGGAGAGAUUCUCCAAGCAGUUGAAUAAUGACGACCAACUGCCCGGGGUAUUUCAGAGGCAGCUGAAGAUUGGAGACAGCAGCGGGCUGUGGAACCGCUUCAAGUGUCCAAGGAGCCAAUCGCAAGAAGAGAACCUCCGGCACAGCUGGGCUCUGCCUCCUCAGCCAGAGAAGAGCCGAACUGAGGAGGAUCACAGCGUUGUCUUCACUGCCAAACAACUGCAAAACUGCCAGCUAAGGGAGCUAAGAGGGGCUAAAACACUGACCGAGCCAAGCCAGAAAGCUGUCAGCCAAGGAAUCCCCAAGAGAACACCAGAGAGUCUUCCUCUCUGGGGAAAAGCUAAGUCGUUUAACCUGGACCUUGUGAGCAGCAGAAAGCAGUCCUAUCAGGGGGAUGUGUGUGACAUGAGCCUGUCAGCCAGCAAAUUAAAGAGAGCCUCGCUACAGGAUGAGAGAUGCCUGAUAGACAAGACGCAAUGUCAAGGAAACACCCGGGGUCUGACAAACAACGCCGACAAAACUGUCCCUGUGCCAAAACCUCUUUCAAACGGCAAGAGUCUGCCCGCGAUAGCACUCGAGGAGAAUGUCAAAUCCCAGAAAGAAGAGGCUAAUGACACAGCCCCGCCGAGCAGGAGAGAGCAGCCGAAGAGGGGGAGCUUGGGGCCGAGCGGCAGAAACAACAAACUACUCUUCGCCAGAGGGGAGAUGGAGUCGGGGAAGAUCCCCGGCCGCACGCCCGGCUUCGUCGGCCUGGGGACCAGACUGUUGCGUCGAUUCACGGCACCGGAGUUCAUGAGGAUGGUGAUAGACUGCUCGUCUGGCUCCUCCAACGGCAGAGGGAGGAUGUCCCGUUCAGAGACCUUCCCGCUCUCUCACACGCACCAGCAGGUCAACAGCCAGCCGAGCGUCGACAGCAUCAGUGGAGUCAAGUGUGAGUUUGAAAGCUGCUCGUCUCAGUCCACCCUCGAUUAG